AUGACAAAAGGCUGGAUAAAGGAUGAAGGUCAUGAAUGCCAUGAAUUUUUGGAUGAAGUCCAUGAAUGUUUGAUCUGGAUCGCUGGUGUUGCUGAUGAAAAUAUUCUGGAUAUGCAUUUAAAAAGGAUUCUAGAGAAUAUUAGGCAUGUGCUACAAGUGUGGACGUUGAAGAGCACCUUUAUCGGCUUGCACGUGACAUGGGCAUCACAAUUAUUACAUCUUCACAGGACUACCCACUCUUUUUGGCUUGCUUGUAACAUUUUAUGUGGGAACGAAGAAUUCAAGUGGUACCCUGUUGCUGCUGCUGCCAUGUUUCCAGCUUAUUAUGAGUUCAUACCGGUUACUUUUCCCUUUUGGGGUGGGCCCGCACCAGCAGCUAAAACAGAGUCUCAUCAGUUUCUUAAACCCACAACAGUCCACUCUAAUACCCCCAUCAAUUUGGAUCAGCUUGAUCCAAAUUUAUAUGAAGUAUGCAAAGUCAUAGCCAUCAGCAGCACGUUCCUUUUUUAUCUGACUUCACUAGCCAUUGACCAUAUAUCAAGCAAUUCAAAUUGCUUCUGUGAACAGUUGAUCCUUGAAACUACUGAUGAACUAUGCAUACACUACCUAGGACCUAGAUACAUUCAUUGCAGCUAUUAUUACUAGGCUUAGAGCAAUGAUUGCAAGAGAUGAGUUCAGAAGUAGAAGAAACAAGGCUGCAACUAUAGUUCAGGUUGAUCUUGAAUAAGCGAAGGGGCAAUGGAUUGUAUUUUUUGUAUCUAAUUUGUUUGUAAAUUUUUGUUAGAACUUCUAUUGAUUUGUUUUAUCUUUCUAUGGAAC
Messenger RNA from Lactuca saligna, 819 nucleotides. The record is from the annotation of a GenBank genome assembly. Lineage: Eukaryota; Viridiplantae; Streptophyta; Magnoliopsida; Asterales; Asteraceae.